CUGGGAGCCGGUGGCAUGAAGACUGUGUACCUCGGUUACGACACCGACACUGGCAAGGAGAUCGCCUGGAGCGUGAUCCCCCUCGCGGACAUGGGCCAGAACGCCAAGAAGCGCAUAUCAUCGGAGAUAGAGCUGCUCCAGAAGCUGAAGCACCCGAGGAUCAUCGCCUUCAUCAACGCCUGGGUGAAGAAGAAGGAGAACGAGGUCUGCUUCAUAACCGAGCACGUCACCGGAGGCUCGUUGGCCUCCUACAUCCGACGAAUACAGAAGCCCUUGAAGUACAAGGUGAUGCGGACGUGGUGCCGGCAGAUCCUGGAGGGCCUCGUCUUCCUCCACACCCACACCCCCGAGCCCGUGAUCCACCGCGACCUCAAGUGCGACAACAUCUUCAUCAACGGCAGCAUCGGCGAGGUUGUCAUCGGCGACCUCGGUCUGUCGACGAUGCUGAAGGGGUCGCACGCCCAGUCCAUCGUUGGCACCCCAGAUUUCAUCGCGCCGGAGAUCUUUGAG
Prorocentrum cordatum is the source of this 510-nucleotide messenger RNA. The record is from the annotation of a GenBank genome assembly. NCBI's taxonomy places the organism in Eukaryota, Dinophyceae, Prorocentrales, Prorocentraceae.